UAACCAAAGUUCACAAAAACUGCUCGAUGCUGGUUUACUGCUGAGUUGAAUUUACACUCGCGAAUAUCGGCCGUUAGUUAAAUCCAAUCCAAUCCCGAGAUGUAAAUGCUGUAAAGUGUUUAUGGAGUGCUUAACGGGUGUUUAUUACCACAAAAUUUACAGUUUAUAUAAACUAGAGUGAAGUUCGACUCAGAGCCUUCGCUUUUACGACGCUUAUAACAAAAUUACACCAUCUUUGUAUUGGAUUCUGACAAGCAUCGUUCUAAAAAUAGUACGUCUAGAAUCUUGUCUACGUCACAGUUAUCAAUCGAGUACAAUGUAUUACACAACAGGACAUAGACUUCGGAUGAAAUCAUAUACAUUCUGUAUUUCAAGACAAAGUUCUUGGAUUUUUAACUUGUGUUAUUUACGACGAUCUCUGACAGAUCGCAUGGCCGCGAUAGUUGUUCGAACUUCUUUUUGAUGCAUGAGAACAUUGGAGAUGAUGCGUGAUCGAUAAUAAGUGUCGUGAAUUAAGGGCCAGUUGUGAGUUUGGAUAGAGUUUUACUUGAGCCGAAUCGUCUGAAUACCUCCUUAAAUGUUGUGCAUAUGUCACCACACGUUGAUUUGGAGAUCGAUGUCUGUAAGAGCGAGCUCUCUUCUUGAAUUUUUAUUUGCCAUAUCAUUGUAGCUAUGUAUUUUGUUACUUGUUCAUUUUGAGUAAGAGAAUUUUUUUGGUUACUGUUUUCGACGCCCAUACAAGAACCAUGUCACAAAACUCAAUUAAAUGUAUGAUACUUAAGCAUUUGGGAAUAAAAUAUUUAUAUUAUAAAAAAAUAUAUCAUUUGUAACCUUUUUAACUAUGAAUCACAUUCUGCGUGAUUUUUACAUGGACAGCUACUUAAGACAAAGUGAUGGUUCUUUAUUGCAGUGUUAAUGGCGUCCAGCAAAUAUAUAUAUGUCUCAAUGCUUUUCAAUCCUAUGCCAAAUGUAGAAUCAAAUCAUCGAUAUUUUCUUUAAUGAUUGGUGUUUCCUAAUUCCUAAUUCUUAAUGGAUUUCAACUGAGACUCUUAAUAUGAAACGUCGGUACAAUGACGACAUGCAGAGACGCGAGCUAUUUUUUAAAGCUUUAAUAGUAGUGCAUGUUUACCAUGAAAUAAAACCAUCAAGUUUUCCAAGCAUUGAUCGAAAGAUUGUCCACUUAUGUCAGGUGAUACCAGCUCAUGUGUUGUUAAACAAAUUUGAAAUUCAAACACAGAACAUAUGACCAUCCAAUGCUGACAGAAAAGCAGAACACGGACUCUUAGAGAAAAUGCACUCUACUGUGAUUAAGUACUUCCUAGUUUUUAUGUUUAUACCAGCAAAUACUUGUAAUGGUAAACUGACAGUUGGGUUAAAAAAACUGAUGUAUGAUAAAUUCACUGUAGAAGAGUACGACAAAAGAAUUAGGCCUGUUGAACACCAAGGAUUUACAUUGGAUCUAGAUGUCAGUCUCCAGUUCUCCGGAAUCAACUCUUUGGACGAAGUCAACGGUAUUUUCACAACAUCAGGAUAUAUGGUUUUGCAAUGGUUUGACAGUUUUUUGAUGUGGGAUCCGCAGUAUUAUGAAAACAUCACAGAGAUCUAUUUGCCACAAAACGAAAUUUGGAAACCAGAUUUGGUGUUGAAAAAUGGAGUCAAAUCAUUCAAAGAAUUGGGUGGUUCGUUCUACUACGUGUACAUAAGACAUACUGGAUUAGUUACUUGGUGGCCAUAUCAAGUGUUUCAAACAAGAUGUCCAAUUGACAUUACCUAUUUUCCUUUCGACAGACAGACUUGUAACAUAACAUUGACGAUAUGGACGCAUUCUGUUUAUGAAGUGAACAUUUCCAACAGCGAAGAUGGUUUGGGAUACUAUGAGUAUCAUCCUAAUAGUGUUUGGGCCAUCGAAUCUUCACUACACUCCGUAAAAGCCGGUUCUUUUGAAUCUGAAGUAACUUUCACCUUUAACUUGAGCAGAAAACCAAACUUUUACAUUCUCAAUCUUAUACUACCAAUUCUUUUCCUCGGCAAACUUAAUCUUAUCGUGUUCGCGAUUCCUACACAAAGCGAAGAAAAAGUGGCGUUCGCGAUUACGCUCUUCUUAUCAUUUGCCGUUUUCCUUAACGUUCUUCAAUUCACCCUUCCAGCAAAUUCAGAAAAUACGUCUAUUUUAUGUUUAUAUCUUAUUAUAGAAUUAACCAUUGGAGUAAUUAUUCUGAUUGUAACAGCUGUUCAAGUCAGAAUUUGUCAUCGGAAUCCUUCUCUUCCUUUUAAUAGCUUUCAUCGGAAACUGUUAAAGUUAUCCAAGUGUUUCACGUGCUGCAAACGUCAUGGUGAAACAGAAGUCACUAAGCUGGAGAGAGAACCGGACGGAAGUGAAGCCUCCAUCAGGAGCUCGACAGAAGAAACGGACUGGCCUUCUUUGUGCACGGCCAUUGAUAUACUAGCUUUCCAUUUCUUGCUAGUCGUUCAGGUGUUCGUUUUCGUCAUCCUGGUGAUCACAACACAUGUCUACAGAUAAACGAAAACAGUUCUUCGCUAUGUCACUGUUUAUGAUUGCUGGAGGGCCCCGGGGGAAUUUUAAAAUUAUAUAAUCUAAAUUUCCUGCACUUUACUCAGUUAGAGAAAUCUUUGUCAUUCCGAUGAAAUAAUAAUGCUUGUCAGAAUUCAUAAUGUCCAUGACGUUACUACUUAGCCAUUUCAUUUGCGAGGGGAUAAUAACAGUAAAAAGGACCAUUAUUUGAGCGAUAUAAUGUACAGCCGUACAUGUACUUUUAAAAGAAAUAAAGUUCGCGUUUUUUGUGGAUGUUAAGAGAUAACCUCCGAGGUCGAGAAAGAGAGAUGUUGUUUGAAAUAUAAAAGCCAAGGCGUUAGCUCAACAUUUCGAGACCGAAGAGGUUAUCCUACAUCAUCCACGAAAACAAGAACUUUAUUUCUAUUCGACUGCGGUUCAGAAAUAUACUGCCGAUCGUUUACUUAUACAGCUACGAAUUAGAUCACUUCGUGACGUCAUGGUAGUCUCCGAAACGGACUAGGCAUACACUUUUUUUUUGCUGACAUUAAUUUAAAAGGUAUUUUGAGAACAAUUUAAAGUGGUUAGUUUGACAUUAUAUCAACUGUUUUGAAUGACACAGUCCGAGAAAACUACACAUACAUGGAAGAGGAUUAAGUUUACUGUGCGUCUUUUUUAUAUGUGUAUCGAUCUCGGAAUACAGACGACUAGUGUAUACAAUGUAUGUGUACAUUGAAUGACAAGUAUUCUUCAGUCAUUUAUAGAUUUGUUUUGCAACAUAUUGAUUAAAAAUUAUCAGUUAUCGACUUUAUUGUUGUAGUUACCUGUAGCAAUUACAAGUGAGAUACAUGUAUAUCAAUUUUCUCAUAAUCAGUUAUUACGUAUUAAGGUAUAUCGCAGAAUAAUUACCACGGCAUUCCUUUGAUCUUUGCAAUAACUGUGAUAGAAAAUCGGUUAAGAUUAUAUAAUGAUUUUUUAGCCGUGAUAUGUGUAAGUAAAUAAUUAAGGAUUCAUUGUUUAGGUUGUCGAGUACGAGAGAUGACUAGCUACAGUGGAAAACGUGAAAGUUUGUUUAACAGCGAAGUCCAGCAAACUAGACUGUGGUUCUUUAUAUUCGUAUCAAAUCAACAUAUCAAAACUUUUGUCUAAUAGACAUUAAAAUACAAAACUCCAUGUAAUUUCCAUAGUCCCGGACGCCCCACUGACGUAUUGCCAAGCUACUCAUUUGCAUAUGAGAAAUAUAUGGGGAAAUUAAAACACAUUGGAGCUUUAAAGGUUUAUCACAGAGGAAACAACUGGAAAUGUAAAUAUUAGAUUUUAUAAUUCAGUCUGCAUGGUAAUACUGUGGCCUACAUAUAAUUUGUCAUUAUUGUUAUCUAUACAUUCAUUGAGAAAAAAGAAUUACAUGCAGUGCAUUUGAAAAAUUCUUUAAUAUUGUCAGAUCGUGCUGUGGUCCAAAAGCUGUGUAACGUCACUUCUUCCAGUUGUGAAAUAAAUGGGGCAAGACGAGCUUUCUUUUCUCAUACUCAAUGGUUAGGUUGGAUAAAAUUUGAUAACAUACUGCAUGCAAAUAGAAAAAAAAUCUUUCAAGAAGUCUUCUUCUCCAGAACGGCAAGGUCACUCGUACGGGUAUUGAGAUAUUCCCAUGCUGUGUUCAUUCAUGUCGUGACCCUUUGGGUUUAGGUUGUCCGAGCCACAACAUAGUGUCAAUUUUAUUUUCUCAUCGAAAUAGAGAUUGAAAACAAUAAUCAUUUUUUAAAAUCACAACAGCAUGGCAAAGGUGACUCAGCUGAGCGAUAGGCCUAUGGGCCGUUUGUAUUAUAUUUUAGAGCAACAUGUAGAAGUUCUGUUGUUGACACCAAGACCAGUGCAGAGUGACAUUAUUAGACAUUCGAAAACGCAAUCUUCCACCAUUUGUUUAAGAUUAGGAUAAAUUACAAAAAGGUUUAUUAUAAGACACAUCACAACGGCCUUCGGCAAUGUGAUUUUCAUGUCCGAAAAUGCUUUAAAAAGUAAUAAAUUUUUCCUUAAUCCGUAAACCUAUUAGCUUUUCCCCCAACUUCGUUGAUUUAACGAACACCUUAGAUUUAUAUCUUUACAGCGUCUCUGACAUUGUCAAAUAAAAUACCUACGACCUGUAUGAGAUUCUGUCAAUAGUGCAACAGAUGUAUACUUGUUCUCCUUACAGCCACGUCAUAGCAGCCACAUGUCCGAUUGAUCGUGCAUGAAAUGAUGUAUGCUGAACUACAAUGAAAUAAACGUAGUAAUAAAUAGUCAAUCCCGGGAUGCAUUUGUUCUGAGGGUAAAAAAGAGACCACGGUGCUCACCUGUCUCACCAUGCUGAUGGAGAGAGAGAGAGAGAGAGAGAGAGAGAGAGAGUCGUGAUAAGUCGGGGCCACUAACAACAUUGGGUAAAUCUGUACAUAUCAUUUUGAUAAACUGUAACUAAUUCCUUGCUAUUGAUGAUUCUAACGUAUAUUCGCACAGUUAGCCUUUUAUCUCCGAUCUACCAACUUUGGAUUAAGGGAUUGUAUUCCUAAUACAUAAUGAUGAUCUUUAUUUUAAACAUACACAGUCAUUCAUAUACCAUUUUUUACAUCAAUCGUUUUACUAUUUAUUCGAAAAAUAAGAUAUCUCUUUAAAUUAAAGAGAUAUUAUUUUAAAGAGAGAUCUUUCAAAUGAGAGAUAUCUCUUAAUUUUAAGAGAUAUCCCUCUAAAAAGAUAUUUUUAAGGUAAAGAGAUAUCUCUUUUUGAAAAUUUAAAGAGAUAUCUCUCUAGCUUAAAGGGCUAUCUCUUUUUACAUUGAUAGAGAUAUAUCUCUUUACACUAGAGAGAUAUCUUUCUCUUUGAGAGAUAUAUCUCUAGUUAUAAGAGAUAUCUCUCAAAGAUAGAGAUAUCCCCAAGCGUAAAGAGAGUAUCUCUUUUGUUUAAAGAGAUAUCUUUUUAGUUAAAGAGAUAUCUCUUGGUUAAAGAGAUAUCUCCCUAGCGUAAAAAGAUAUCUCUCUAACUUACAUAGAUAUUUCUACAAGCAAUAGAUUGGAUUGGAAUGAUUGUGAUUAAAUUAAUUCAAGAGAUAUUUUAUUUUACGAAUAAAUAGUAAAAGGGCGUGUCAUACCCAUAGUACUGACAUACAUGUACAUGUACAAAAGUUGUUUUCCUUAAAAGUGUGUUUUUCGUAGCAUAAAUUGUU
Messenger RNA from Ostrea edulis (European flat oyster), 5702 nucleotides. RefSeq names its product neuronal acetylcholine receptor subunit alpha-6-like. NCBI's taxonomy places the organism in Eukaryota, Metazoa, Mollusca, Bivalvia, Ostreida, Ostreidae. Gene Ontology annotation, biological process: nervous system process; chemical synaptic transmission; monoatomic ion transmembrane transport. Gene Ontology annotation, molecular function: acetylcholine-gated monoatomic cation-selective channel activity; transmembrane signaling receptor activity. The record is from RefSeq and is a predicted model, not a curated record. The transcript has a single exon. Gene Ontology annotation, cellular component: neuron projection; postsynaptic membrane; synapse. The coding region runs from base 1292 to 2521 and encodes 409 amino acids.